AUGUCGGCACCUCUUGCAAACUCCCUUCAAGGACCUCGCCGCUCACCAAGACGAUCCAAGAAAGAUUCCAACUCAAUGGCUGCCCAAAGCAACGUAUCGAGUUCUGAAACAUCCCCUCCCACACUAGCUGCCGAAAUAGCAUGUUCAAAACCCCCUUCCACGAACGAGCCCAAGCCCAAGAGCCAAGCUACAGCCUCAAAGAAGAAGUCACAGGGAUCGAAGAAACAGAAUAAUAGUCCAGAAUCAAACCGCCCAAAACCAUAUGCGCAGACGUCAUCUCAAAGCAAUCUGUUGUCACCGGACAGGAAAGCAACGCCAUUGAAGCAGGCCUACGCAGGCCCCACUUUUCAUUCUUCCCCAGCUGCAUCAUCACUGCCGAUGCCGAGCUUCUACUCUAAAUCCUUGCCUACUGUCUCUGCAAGCCCUCGCUCAAUAACAACAAAUCAGCUUGAUGGGGAAGGACCUGCAGAUUCUGACAUAGAAACAUUGAUGCCUAUUAAUUCCGAGGGUUCAACGCUAAGAGGUAGAGAGCCUUCACCUUUGGAUUUCAUGUUUGAAGCAGCCCGCAAAGCCAGGGAUUCGCCCAAGACCCAGAGUCCGGACUUUCGAGCAGGUCGUCUCUCCCCAUUCGAUGAUAUCCCCAAAACAAUGUCUCAGACACCCGGCGACCCGUCAUCCGAACCCGUUUUCCCAUUUGAACUUGACGGCAAUGGGGGACGGCCACUGUCGAUUGGGCCUUCGUUCGCUACGCCCUACAGAGAUCGCAUUGAAGCUCUUCGAUCACCAAAAGCCCAGUCCGUUACUCCUAUCCAAGGCUUGGGUGAGAAGGAGCGCAGGGAGAAAAGUGAAGCAUUAAAGCGGUUCUUGACUAAUGGUUCGCCACAAAGCUCGCCCCACAAGCCCGACAUGAACAGCUACUUUCCAGAUCGAGCGUCUGACGCUCAAUCCGCUAGUCCAACUUUUAGUCGUCAUCGAUCUGGUCCACCAACUCCACAAUAUGGGAUUCAACCUGGCCCUGUUCCACGGCAUUACUUCCAGAAUGUGCCGGUUGCAACGCCAGAGCGCGGGACUCCAAUUCCACGACCUGUUUCUUCUCAUCUUAGACGCGAGUACCAACCAGACGACUACCAAGCACCAGCCGAACUUGACUCAGACUCCGGCGCCUCCUCGUAUUUUCCAGCAGCUCUUCAAAACAAUCGCCGUUCCGUUUCUGGUCAGAACAUUGGUAAUCUCGGAAGCCGUCCCCAAUAUUCAAUGCCGAAUCAGAAAAUACAGAUGACAACGUCUCACAGCGCACAGAAGCUCGAAGACGAUUUACGUCGUGUUUUGAAACUUGAUCUUACCUCCAGCACUUGA
Endocarpon pusillum Z07020 is the source of this 1356-nucleotide messenger RNA. RefSeq lists its product as uncharacterized. The record is from RefSeq and is a predicted model, not a curated record. Lineage: Eukaryota; Fungi; Ascomycota; Eurotiomycetes; Verrucariales; Verrucariaceae. The transcript has a single exon. The coding region runs from base 1 to 1356 and encodes 451 amino acids.